AUGAUAGGAAGCUUAUUAUAUCUUACUGCUAGUCAUCCAGAUAUUUUGUUUAAUGUUGGAGUGUGUGCCCGCUAUCAAUCUGACUCUAAAGAGUCUCACUUGAUCGCUGUCAAGCGAAUUAUUCGUUAUGUUACGGGCACUUCCACGCUUGGUCUUUGGUAUCCUAAGGGUACUAAUGUGGACUUAGCCGCAUUUUUCGAUGUCGAUUGGGCUGGAAGCGCGGAUGAUAGGAAGAGAACCUCCAGUGGUUGUUUCAAUUUGGGAAACUGCUUGGUUGCUUGGCAUAGCAAGAAGCAGAAUUGUGUCUCGUUGUCCACCGCAGAGGAAGAAUAUAUUGCCGCUCGUAGUUGUUGCACCCAACUUUUAUGGAUGAAGCAAAUGCUUCAAGACUACGGUCUAUCUCAAGGUGUAAUGACUGUUUUUUGCGAUAAAACAAGUGCCAUUAAUAUUUCUAAAAAUCUAGUCCAACAUUCUAGGACUAAACAUAUCGACAUCCGUCAUCAUUUUAUUCGUGAUUUGGUUGAAGAUGGUGUCGUGGCACUUGAGUUUAUACCUACACAAGGUCAAAAGGCGGAUAUUUUCACUAAGCCUUUAGAUUCUCUUAGGUUUGUGUACCUUAGGAAAUCUCUUGGUUUGAUUUCUCUAGAUUAA
Messenger RNA from Rhododendron vialii, 651 nucleotides. RefSeq names its product secreted RxLR effector protein 161-like. The transcript has a single exon. Bases 1 to 651 code for a protein of 216 amino acids. Lineage: Eukaryota; Viridiplantae; Streptophyta; Magnoliopsida; Ericales; Ericaceae. The record is from RefSeq and is a predicted model, not a curated record.